Molecule: messenger RNA, 1911 nt
Organism: Bufo bufo (common toad)
Lineage: Eukaryota; Metazoa; Chordata; Amphibia; Anura; Bufonidae
Gene: BCL2L12
Product: BCL2 like 12
Exons: 7
Coding region: 146-1492 (448 amino acids)
Biological process (GO): regulation of apoptotic process
Source: RefSeq, a predicted model, not a curated record
GCAUGCGCAGUGCACUUUCCAGAAGUUCCGACUCCGGGACAAGUUUUGCGGUUCAUUGAUGGUUUCGGUCCAGGAGGAGGACAGUUCGUGUCCACGGUGACAGGUCCCGGAUCAGCUACUGUGUGCGGCAGAGCAGUGAUGUGGAAUGGAUACCACGGAAAAGCCCACACAUGAUGACCUCAGCCUAAUAAAGGUGAAAGCAGAAACAAAGUGUGUCUUGGAAGCCUUUUUAAAAAGAUCCUUGAAUCAGGAGGAGGGAAGACAUCUAGGACAUGUGGGGCGCACAUACCAUGACCCUAAGAAGUAUUCUCACAGGGUGAGCCAUGAUGAAAGUAAAGAAUUGUUUCCAAAGAAAACAAAAAAGUCAGAUCGAAAAAGAAGCAAGGAGUCUCAAAAGGAUGAAAGAAGCAGGAGCCCAACAUUUGGUGAGCAGUCAACUUGGGGGAAUCAUGGUACCUGGAAUUCCAUACACGAAGAUAUCAAUCGGGUAGAGGAGACAAAGCAUGGUUUCAAAACUAACAUUAAGAAGCUGCUGAAGAAAAAUAGCCAAACCAAGGAGAAGUCUGGAACACCAAAAGAAAGGAAUGGAAGUAUUCACAGUAAAUCCAGAGACUCUAUUGAUUCCAUACUCGAACAUCAUGGGAAAGGUGCGGCCAAAGGGGAUUCCUGGAAACGUCCCAAGUCACCUAACCCCUUACUUGCCUGUACUGUGGGGUCCUCUACAGUUUCUUUGCCAAAAGAAUUGCAGUAUGAAAUGGACUCUCAUGAGAAGCACUUGCCAAAUGGAACAUCAAAAAAGCUAAGUCGUUCCUUCUCCAUGAAAAGACUGUUUAAGAAGAAAACACACAAAGAAGCUCCUGUGGGUACAGACUCCAAGCCUACCAGGCCUGACUUUCUACCUGUGAAAUCCUGUUAUGAGGAACAUCCUGCUCAGGAAACUGGGAGACUUGAAGACUCUGAGAUUUUCUCCUUGGCUGCACAGAAGCUGGAGACCUUGCUCAAACACAAAAAGCUGAAGAGUCCCCUGGAGCCCCCGAAGAUUAGUGUUGCUUCUCCAGUAUUCAAUGUAGAAGUGACAGACAACAAUAAUGUGACAGUUUGCGAGGUGCCGGACGUCGAGGACAAGGACGAAGUGAUACGUAAGAUAGUGGCCCUUCUGCAGGAACAGGCUGUAGUUAUCAAUGAAAAGAUCAAUAAGGAUCCCUUCCUCAGGAAUGCCCUCAGCAGGAUGUCCUAUGGGAGCUUCUUCCGUCUUGCAGAAGUUUUCACAAGUGAGGCCGAGGUCGAAAAGGAUGAAGCCGGCUCAAAUGUGAGCUCCGAACUGACAAAGAUUGCCCUGACGAUGGAGCUGACCAGGAAGGUGGCCGGGAUCAACAGCCAUGCCGUCCACACCCUAAUGGGCUACAGCCUUCAAUACAUGGACAUGUUUGUUCCCUGGCUGCAGGAGCAAGGAGGCUGGGAAAAAAUAGUGUCCCAUGGAGAUAUCGACUAAUGUGACCAAAUCCCUGAACUACCUCACAUGACCUGUUAUCCCAGCCUGGGCAGACCCGAAACCUCACUAAGGACACGAAGCAAAGACCCUGUCAACAUGGCUGAUCUCCCCCUCGCCUUACAAUACCUCAGGGAGCCAAAUCCUCCAAACGCCGCCUUGUGACUAUUUAUGAAUGAUUUUUUACUUUUUAAAAUCGAGACUUUUUUAUAUCAUUGGCAUCUGCAGGCACGUGCCAUUGCCUUAUUUUAUCCUCUGCCCACCUACACUCUCGGGGGGGACUUUUAUUGACUCGUGGAUGACUUCAUGAGGGGUGCAUUUUGCCACUAAGUGUAAGACUUGAAUGGUUAUAUAUACUGACCAGUCCUGCGGCCUCAGGGCAGCCAUAAUGGGCAGUGAUCCUGUCGGCGGGCACACAUGGG